Bombus terrestris (buff-tailed bumblebee) is the source of this 2096-nucleotide messenger RNA. It is a transcript of the gene Golgin84, whose product is annotated as golgin-84. Gene Ontology annotation, biological process: retrograde transport, vesicle recycling within Golgi; Golgi organization. Bases 99 to 1868 code for a protein of 589 amino acids. The record is from RefSeq and is a predicted model, not a curated record. Gene Ontology annotation, cellular component: Golgi membrane; Golgi cisterna. The transcript has 7 exons. NCBI's taxonomy places the organism in Eukaryota, Metazoa, Arthropoda, Insecta, Hymenoptera, Apidae.
GUUAAGUUUUUACAGUUCGAGGACAUGAAUUCUGUCAAGUGUUAAACGUCAUCAAAGAUAUAAUAAGUAUAUAUAUAAGUGUAUAUUUUCGUUUUUAUAUGAAAAUGGCAUGGUUGUCAGGUCUUGCUGAUAAGGCAGAAAAUUUAUUAAAUAAAAUAGAUAAAAACACUGCAGCUGUUUUAAAUAAAGACAAAUAUGAGUUACCCCAAUCUCAGUUGACACAUGUUACAUGGAUUUCUUCUGAGUCAUGUGUUAACACACAAGAUGAUACAAUUUUGAAACCUUCUACAGAUACAGAAUCAUUAAAAGAAUUUCCUUAUGUUGGUUCAGUACCAAAUCUUUCAUCAUUGACAACAAAUUCUGUUAUGUCUAAAGACGAAGAGCUUUUAACUUUCUUAAAUACAUUAGAUUCAAAUCCAAAAAAUAAUGUAGCAGAAGUUUCAAUGUCACCAUCAACACCUUCAUCACUCAUGGUUGAACAUCCAACAGAUACUACAGAUUCUGUAUCGGACUUAUCAAUUCAUAGUGGCCGCUCUAGUCCUAGUUUUGUCCAUACAUCUGUAGAAAUGCCAGAUAAUCUUAAUCAUGAUGAUGUGAAUGUAGACAAUGCUAAUUUUUGUAAAAAUGUAAUAAUAAAUACCCUAAAUAAUGAAAUAAUGGAAAAUCAAACUUCUGAUAUUGUUUUGAAUAAUGAUCAUACUGUUAUGGGAAAGUCUGAUAAUAUAAAACAAGGAUACGAGUAUGAUGUGAAACAAGAAAAUACAGAAAUAGAUAAAUUGAUGAAUUCAUCUCACAAUAAGUAUAUAAGAAAAUAUUUGAAAGAAGUAGAAAGAAACUUAGAAGAAAGGAAUGAACUACUUGGAAAACAAGAAACAGAUCAUCAAAAAGAAAUCAUAGUUCUGAAUGAAAAAUUGCAGUCUUUAUAUACAGAAAAAGUACAAUUAUCUAAGCAAGUAAUAGAAUUACAAUCAGCUUUGGAGAGAAGUAGAUUAGAAUUAAACUCCACUAGAUCUGAUUUAGAACAACAUAAAGCUAGAGCUCUAAAGACAUUGCAAGAAAAAGAAAAAUUAAUAGCAGAAUUAAGGUGCAAUGAGUCUACAGGGAUGGAUGAUAUAACAAUUAUGGAACUAAACCAACUCAGGCAAGAACGUGAUAUACUCAGAGAAGAAAAUCAACAAAGUUCUGAGCAAUUAAGGAUAGUACGUGAAGAAUUAAUGAAUGCUGAUGUAAAAUUGGAAAAAAUGAGACAAAAAUCUGCUGAAGCAAAUAUACAAGCUCAAGAAAUUCUUGCUACAGAAAGGCGUAGAAGAUUAGAUGUAGAAGAAGAUGCAAGAUUACAUUCAGAUGAAAUAAGAUCAUUAAAGGAUGAAUUAAUUCGUCAACGUAAUAAUUAUACUACACAACUACAAAAAAGUGAUUCUGAAAUCGCUCGGCUUAGGGUGCAAUUAUCCGCAGCUUCGACACCAAGCAGCAAAGUAGAGUCAAGAUUGACAUCUCUGACCCAAACAUUGGUUUCAAAACAACAAGCAUUAGAAAUUUUAACGACUGAAAGAAAUGCUUUAAGAUUACAAUUAGAAAAAAUAGAACAUGAAUUUAGGAAUAGUCGACGUAACGUUUCGUAUAAUAGCAUAAACGAUACAGAUGACGCUAAAGCUCAAGUACCCACAUUUUUGAUAGAAACUCCAUUUGAUACUGGAGUUACUAGAAGAGUAAAACGAGCUUAUUCAUUGUUAGAUGCUAUUAGUAUUCGUACAGGAGUAUUUUUAAGAAGGUAUCCCCUUGCCAGGAUUUUAGUACUAAUUUAUAUGGCAUUACUUCAGUUUUUGGUUCUUAUAGUUCUUCUAUCGCAAUCGCCAGAAGCGCAUUAAUGUAUAAUAUUUAUAAUACAUGUAAUAGAACAUUUUUGUAAAUAUUACAUUGGGAUGGUGCAUACAUAUACUAAUAUUAAUUACUAAUUAUAUCAGUAACUUUUUAUAAACUAUUAAAUGGUAAUGUACGAAAAUUGUAUUUCUAAAGAGAUAUAUAUGUUAAUUUUUAUAAAUGUAUUUGUAUGAUUGUUUUAUUGAAUCUCGUUUAUAAUAUAUGUAUGUAUACCA